Molecule: messenger RNA, 1770 nt
Organism: Trifolium pratense (red clover)
Lineage: Eukaryota; Viridiplantae; Streptophyta; Magnoliopsida; Fabales; Fabaceae
Product: protein SOSEKI 2
Exons: 4
Coding region: 166-1401 (411 amino acids)
Source: RefSeq, a predicted model, not a curated record
AUCCAUGCAAUGCAAUACACAUUUUUCACCAUUCGCACUUGGUUUCUCUCUUAUCUAAGACCCAUUGGGUAUUUUUGAGUGUUCAUAUAGCUUGAACUCAUCUCUAACCUAAUACAAGGUGAUCACUUUCGUUGUGUUAUUCAAUUCAAUUAAACAAAGAGUAUCAUGGACAUUCGUUCACAUAGAGGUGGUAGAGAAACGAGUCCAGACCGUGCGAAAAUAUGUAGAAUGAAGCAAAAAGUGAAACCCAUUAGAAAAGUUCAAGUUGUUUACUAUCUCUCAAGAAAUGGCUUAUUGGAACAUCCACAUUUCAUGGAAGUUACACUUUCUCCCAAUCAACCUCUACGUUUGAAAGAUGUAUUUGAUCGCCUCAUGGCACUCAGAGGAACUGGCAUGCCUGCUCAAUAUUCAUGGUCUACUAAAAGGAACUAUAAGAGUGGAUAUGUGUGGCAUGAUUUGGCACUGCAGGACAUAAUACAUCCAUCAGAAGGUGGAGCAGAGUAUGUACUUAAAGGAUCUGAACUAGUUGAAGGAUCAUGUUCUGAAAGAUUUCAACAAUUAAACUUGAGUGAUAAACAAGGAAUUCAGCAACAUCCAGAACAAAAUUUCACUAGUUAUAGAACUUCAAAGAGCAAAGUAACAACAUUAAGUGGAAAUUGUCAACAGAAACUAGAGAGUGAAGAUCAAUACGAAGAAUACGAAGAAGAAUUAUUAGGAGAUGGAGAGAAAACAAGUUACACAAGUUCAACAACAACACCACACUCACGUUGCUCUAGAGGUGUAUCAACAGAAGAACUUGAUGAAGUAGUUAUAACUAAUUCCCAUAAUACCCCUCAACCGCAUCCUGUUGCAAAUUCCACUACUACCCUCGCUGAGAAACUGAAACAGAGAGAGGAGAGAAAGGUGAACAAUGUGAUUAGCGCUAAUUUCCCAAAACGGUUAGGGAAUGAGUCGCUGACGUCAGCUCCAGCAACGCAAAGUCGUUACUCUGUUUUGUUGCAACUGAUAGCGUGUGGAAGUUCUGGUGCGGAGAUGAAAGCGAAGCAACAGGGUGAAGCGAGGUUGAGCAAUGUGGGGACCACAAGUAAGAGAAGGGAGAGUGUUGAUGAGGAGGAGAAGGUUUAUUCCUCCGGUGACGGUGAGGAUUUGUGUGUAUCGGAGAAUCCGAGGUUGUUAGGGAAUUUGCAGUCGGAGGAGAAGGAAUAUUUUAGCGGGAGUAUUGUUGAAUCGAUGAAAGCCAACCGGGUCGCUUUUCAGACUGAACCGGUGCUCAAGAAAUCUAAUUCAUAUAAUGAAGAAAGGAGAAGCAGGCUAGGGAUGGAGGAGGUGAAGGAAAGAAAAGGAGGAGUGAGAGAGAAAUGCAUACCACUUAAGAAAUCUUCCAAAGAGAGUAGGAAAUGAUGGAAAUCUGGUCAUGAUUCAUGAUGAUGAAUCUCUCUAUUCAAGUUGACUAAACUAAUUUGGUACUACUACUACUACUACUAGAAUUUGUAAUGAAUACACUAGUACUAAUUAGAGAUUAUAAUUGCAUGGAAUAUUAACUUGUUAACACUUCUUGAUUUGAUCUAAUUAGUUCAAGUUCAAUCUCCUUAAUUUUACAGAGUAAAGUGCAUUUGAAAUGAUUUGUGACCUUAAUGCAAAGACUAACAUGUUAUGACCUUAUGAGUACUAUUUUAAUGAAAAUAAGUUUGAUGAUGAUUUUGUUUAGAUAAAUAUGUGAUCUCCUUUGUAUAUAUGUUUCUAAAAAAAUAAGAAGAGGACAAUUAGAUA